This is a messenger RNA of Lingula anatina, 1630 nucleotides long. RefSeq lists its product as uncharacterized. The record is from RefSeq and is a predicted model, not a curated record. NCBI's taxonomy places the organism in Eukaryota, Metazoa, Brachiopoda, Lingulata, Lingulida, Lingulidae.
AAGAAACAGCAUAUGACAUGGCUGUAAAAAGGGACCAUGAACACGUUAAGAUAGUGCUGCAUAGAUAUGCCUUGCCACCAAUACAGGCCCAUCUUCUCCGCAAGGUUAUUAUGGCGAUAAGUGACCACGUGUCUCUCAAAGAUAUCCGCAUGCUGGCACGUGCACAGCUGGAAAUCCCAGACGCCAAGCUAGACAACAUAGAGUAUGAGAACCAACGCGAUGCUCAGGAGCAAUCCUUCCAGAUUUUGUGGCUGUGGAAAGAAAGGACGGCUGGAGCGACAGUACAUAACCUGUUCAAGGCUCUGAAGGACCAUCAGUUGAACGCCUGUCUGGACAAAGUCAGAGAUAAAUAUGCCUCGUUAUUGAAUGAGAUAUGGGCCAUGCCAGGGGACGUUAUCCAAAAGUUCCAUUCCUCCCUCCAGCCCACUAAAUCAACCAAAAAUGGCGUCACGUCACCCCGCGGGAAGCUAAUGUAUCUGAAAUGCUACGUCUCUGAAGACCUGGGAUCUUUGGAAGUUCCACUUGACAGCUUCAUCGACAGCGCCAACAUAGAUGGUACCGAUAGUGCUGGAGCCGUACUGAAGUAUGGUCUCAUUUGGAAAGGCAUUUGUGGGGAUGCGGAUACGUCCCCUGAAAUGGCCGAAUGAAGGUCACUGUUGAACAGGACUUGUGUUUUUAUUUGACUUGUGAUAGAACGUUCGACAAGUUAUCAGCAUAUUGCUUCUACCAUGGUUGUACUGAAUUAGGCAACAGACUCGAGAUAUAACGAUGUUUAGAGAUUAUAAACUAACGUUUUUCUGUAUUUUUUUGCAUAUUAUGGAAAUAUAAUGCAUAUUCAUUAUGAUAAUUAUUUACAGUAACUACAUCGAUUACAUUUACAUACUUUUUAGAAUAUUUUGUCAUUAAUGUAGGAAUCUGCAUGGAAUUGUUAUAAAAUAUCCACAGAAAUGUGUUGAUGUUUGAUUUCUACAUACCGUACCAAUUUGUACUUUUUUGUUUAGUUUUGGGUUUUGGACAUGCCUCAAAAAUAUUUUUUCAAUGAUUGUCAUAAUGAGGAAUUAUUAUAGUAAUUAUAUUGAAAACAGUAUAAUCAGAAUUACUCUUUAUUAUAGUUUUCGUAAAACAGUAAGACUCAUUUCAAAGGUGAAUUAUUCAAUUAUAUUCAUUUUUGGUGGGUUUCUGCAUGUCCCUUGGAUUAACAUACAGUAAUAUGUACGUGUAAUGUAUGUAUGUUAUAGUUGUUCUGAUAAUACGGAGUGCUCAAACCAUAUCUUUAAUCAUGAUACGAAUACCGUCUGUAUAUAUGUUAUGCUUCUCUAAAAUAAUGUGGUGGUGGUGAUUUCAAUUAAUUGUAAGCUGGGUUUCAUUUUGAUAUCCUGCGCAUGUUGCUUGUUAAAUGAAUUUACAUACGUUUAAAUGUUAACGUAUCCAGGAGCCUGUUUAUAUACAUGUAUUGAGUUAGGAUUUAAAACCAUGCACUGCGACAAUGUACUUUAGUCAUAAGUGAGACUAGCAGCAUAUUUCGUAACGGUGGGUUUAAUCCACAUAAAGAAAUACCAACAACUUCGUGGCGUAUUUUUUGCACAAGGCUACGUGACAUGUAUGUUAUGUUGACAGUGUCAUCUAAAAG